This is a messenger RNA of Olea europaea var. sylvestris, 1656 nucleotides long. RefSeq lists its product as uncharacterized. The record is from RefSeq and is a predicted model, not a curated record. The coding region runs from base 1 to 1656 and encodes 551 amino acids. The transcript has 2 exons. NCBI's taxonomy places the organism in Eukaryota, Viridiplantae, Streptophyta, Magnoliopsida, Lamiales, Oleaceae.
AUGGUAAACACACGUUCAUGUCUUCCACCAGCAAGCUCAUCCGCUCCAAACCAACCUCCUCCUGAGGAUAUCCCUGUUCCUCAAGAGGAAUCAUCAAAAGUGCCAGAGCUCCAGCCGGCAGUCGUCACUACCGGAGCCUUUGAAGAGCUCAGACAACAGGUCGCCACACUGACUCAACUGCUAAGUCAAAAAAAUUCACAUCCGUCACCCACACAGGCACCCCAGGGGGGUUUUAUGGCUGAUGCUCAAGCUCGAGCUCAGAGACAUGUCCCUAACAAUGACGGAGUAGGGGCCUCGGGCAUACCACAUGUGACCUCAGCCUUGAGAUCAGUGACCAUAGAGUCCGAGGAACUCGCUAGGAUUAUUCAAGAAGGAAUUACGGCGGGCCUACUUCAGGGUAACAAAGGGUCAGCAAGAUUUAGUCCCAGCACUCCCUUUACUCCCGAGAUAUUGACAUUCCCCUUGCCAGACAGAUUUAAGUAUCCUAGGAUCAAAGAAUAUGAUGGGACCACCGAUCCAAUCAAUCAUCUUAACGUAUACACGGACGUCAUGAAUCUACAGGUCGCACCGAAUCAGGUGAUGUGCAAGGCCUUCCCACAAACUUUGACGAAUGCUGCUAGGGGUUGGUUCUCAAUUUUAGAGCCCAACUCCAUAACCUCAUUUUCGGAUUUGGCGGACAAGUUCUCUGCUUUCUUCGCAAGCAGUAAAUGCAUCAGGAAGACAGUGGCUUCCCUCAUGCAACUUAGACAAGGGCAAAAUGAGACCCUACAUGACUUCAUGACCAGGUUCAACAAGGAAAGACUUCAGAUUCCCGACCUACAUAUAACUACAGCAGUUUCUGCCCUCACAUAUGCCAUAAAGUGUAAGGCUUUCAAGAUGUCUUUAUCCAAAACUCCGUCAAAAAUAGUGAUCGAGCUUCUUACUCGAGCCGAGCAGUACAUAAAUAUGGAGGAAACACUGAACCCGAGAAAGGUUGGACCAUCCCAUGAUACGGUCGAGCAUAAACGACAGCACGACCUGAACCCCCGUGAAGAACCACCUCGGAGAAAACAGAGACAGGAGGUUCCCUCGACGUCAUUCACGCGUUUAAAUACGUCAAAAACAAAUAUAUUGAUGGAGAUCAAGGAUAUGAAGGAACUCAAAUGGCCUGUCAGAAUGAGGUCACCACCCGAAUCCAGGGACAUGAACACUAACGACAAACGCCUGAGGAACGAUCAUGGUAGGGAAAAAGCCCCUGAAGCAAAAAGGGAUGGUCAACCCACUGCUGGAACCAUCAAUAUCAUCAUUGGGGGUAUUGCCUCGGGAGGAGACUCGAACAGUGGAAGAAAACAAUAUGCCCAACAAUAUGCCUUGGCCUCUGGGAUGCCUCAUGGAAAGCUGGAGGAUAUUACUUUUGGAACCAGGGACUUGGAAGGUGUAUCACUUCCACAUGAUGACGCCUUGGUCAUCUCAGCGAUUGUGGCCAAUUUUGAAAUAAAGAGAAUCUUGGUUGACAACGGGAGUGCGGCCAAUAUACUUUCACAAGAGGCUUUUGCCAAAAUGGGAAUCUCAUCUCAACAGCUCAAAGCGGUUAAAACUCCUUUCCAAGGGUUUAGGGGAGGAGUCAUCACUCCAGAAGGUGUCGUCGAGCUUCCUCUAACAUUGGGUUCUGGCUAG